Messenger RNA from Aphanomyces astaci, 384 nucleotides. RefSeq lists its product as hypothetical. Lineage: Eukaryota; Oomycota; Saprolegniomycetes; Saprolegniales; Verrucalvaceae. The transcript has a single exon. The coding region runs from base 1 to 384 and encodes 127 amino acids. The record is from RefSeq and is a predicted model, not a curated record.
AUGCUCCCAUAUCGCGGCCAGUGCCAGUACAAAGGAGGUCGGUGCCCCAACGAGCGCACUCUCAAACGCACGGGGGAGCCCCACACGUUGUGCGAGGUCCACCGGGUUCGACACAACAAAAUCCAAUGCAAAUCCGAUGCAAAAAUGCGCCAACUCAAGCGAGUCAUGGCCCAGCGCAAGCAAAAUGCACACCGUCACGUAUCCCGCCUACUACUCCCAACAGUUGUGCCUGCACCUGCAACAUUCACGACACCAGUCGAGCCCGUGGACCUUCUGUCAGACGAGAUCGUUGUCUUCAUGGGCAUGAUGGGGAUGCACUUCAGCAAGGGAGCUAACGAAGAGCACGUGGACGUGCCAAGUGUGGACCUUGUUGAGCUAUUGUGA